This is a messenger RNA of Ascochyta rabiei, 195 nucleotides long. RefSeq lists its product as uncharacterized. Bases 1 to 195 code for a protein of 64 amino acids. Lineage: Eukaryota; Fungi; Ascomycota; Dothideomycetes; Pleosporales; Didymellaceae. The transcript has a single exon. The record is from RefSeq and is a predicted model, not a curated record.
AUGGCUCUGGAUCUCAUGACACAAGAUGGCGACACAAUGUGCAAGCAGCUAAACCUACUAUCUGCUGCCACCAGAUCCUUCAACGGUAAACUUGCUCAAAUGGCGAGAGUCGAGCUGCCGGGCAUGAGAUAUUCUGCGGAUGAGAUUCCGGAGAUGCCGGUCAACAAGAGCCCAGCUUCGAAGCGCAACGUCUGA